Molecule: messenger RNA, 4495 nt
Organism: Octodon degus (degu)
Lineage: Eukaryota; Metazoa; Chordata; Mammalia; Rodentia; Octodontidae
Gene: Efna5
Product: ephrin A5
Exons: 5
Coding region: 413-1099 (228 amino acids)
Biological process (GO): ephrin receptor signaling pathway; regulation of cell-cell adhesion; regulation of actin cytoskeleton organization
Cellular component (GO): plasma membrane; external side of plasma membrane
Molecular function (GO): ephrin receptor binding
Source: RefSeq, a predicted model, not a curated record
CCCCGACCCGCGCUGCCGCCGCCCGGCCCCGCGCGCACCUCCCUCUCCCGGGGUGACCGGCCUGCAGCCGCCGCCCGAGACCCAGCUUGGCACCCCUUCCCCCGCCCUCGCCGCUGCCACCACACACGCACGCUACUCUCCAUCUUGUGAUUCCUUUUUCCUCCCGAGCCUUCCGGUGGGGGCACGAGUUGUCUUUCUCUUCCCCCUCCCCAUUCCACCACCUUCUUUUCUUCUCCUUCUCUUGCCCCUCCCCAGCUCGGCGUGCGCCUCUUGGCUUUCUCGCCCCCCCUUCAUUUUAUUUAUUCAUAUUUAUUGGGCGCCCGCUCUCUCUCUGUUCCCUCCCUCCCUCCCUCCGGAUCCCUGCUCUCUCCCCGGAGCGGCGCGUCGGGGGCUCCGCCGCUGGCCAGGCGUGAUGUUGCACGUGGAGAUGUUGACGCUGGUGUUUCUGGUGCUCUGGAUGUGCGUGUUCAGCCAGGAUCCGGGCUCCAAGGCCGUGGCCGACCGCUACGCUGUCUACUGGAACAGCAGCAACCCCAGAUUCCAGAGGGGUGACUACCACAUCGAUGUCUGUAUCAAUGACUACCUGGACGUUUUCUGUCCGCACUAUGAGGACUCGGUCCCAGAAGAUAAGACUGAGCGCUACAUCCUCUACAUGGUGAACUUUGAUGGCUACAGUGCCUGCGACCACACUUCCAAAGGGUUCAAGAGAUGGGAAUGUAACCGGCCUCACUCCCCAAAUGGACCGCUGAAGUUCUCUGAAAAAUUCCAGCUCUUCACUCCCUUUUCCCUAGGAUUUGAAUUCAGGCCAGGCCGAGAGUAUUUCUAUAUCUCCUCUGCAAUUCCAGAUAAUGGAAGAAGGUCCUGCCUAAAGCUCAAAGUCUUUGUGAGACCAACAAAUAGCUGUAUGAAAACUAUAGGUGUUCAUGAUCGUGUUUUCGAUGUUAACGACAAAGUAGAAAAUUCAUUAGAACCAGCAGAUGACACCGUCCAUGAGUCAGCCGAGCCAUCCCGCGGCGAGAACGCGGCACAAACACCAAGGAUACCCAGCCGCCUUUUGGCAAUCCUACUGUUCCUCCUGGCGAUGCUUUUGACAUUAUAGCAGAGUCUCCUCCCGUCACCUGUCACAGAAAACAUCAGGGUCUUGGAACAACAGAGAUCCACCUAACUGCUCAUCCUAAGAAGGGACUUGUUAUUGGGUUUCGGCAGAUGUCAGAUUUUUGUUUUCUUUCCCUUGGCCUGAAUUCUGAGCAACAACAUGGGGAAGGGGGGCUGAGCUAGUUGCUGCCUCCCUGACUCCAGCCCACCCCUAGCCCUUGCCCUUGACUUCUCUCACCCCUUCCAAAUUCAGUGGACCCCAGAUGAAAAUGCCAGCUUGCCGGCGUGACACCCGUGGCUUGCCAGCUCCUGUGCAUUGUCCUCUAAGAGCUCCCCUCCGUUAGUGCACUGUGUUGGCAGGUCGUGGUCCAGGAAGAGGGGCAAUGCAGCUAGCGACAGCCAGGCCCGGGGGCUCGCUCUCCUAUACAAUAUUUAUGCCUUCUCAUUCAGGACUGCGAGAUGAUCGUGCAGGGCAUCGUGUCACCAUGUCAGGUCCAGAGGGGAGGUAGUAAGAAUAGAUAUAAUAUUACACCAUUUCCUCUAGGAGUAUAUAAAUGAACAGGCUUCUAAAAGGUUGAGACACUGGGAUUUUUUAAUAUGACUGUCUUAAAGCAUUCUUGACAGCAAAACUUGUGCUCUAUCAAAGAAGCCUUUUUUCUUUCUUUCUUUCUUUUUUUUUUUUUCUUCGAGGAGGCAGGUUGGGUAGAGGAAUGCUAUCACAAACUAGUGUGAAGAACAGAGAGAACUCUAUGUUGGUGGGGGUGUGUAUGUGUGAGUGCCUCUAGUUUUUUUGGUGACCGGGCAGUACACACCAGAAUUUUUUUUUUUCUUUGAAUAAAGAUCACCAUGGUGCUACAACUUUUCUUUUUUUUUGAAAUUCAAAGAGGCAUUUUUAUGAAUAAAGUGACCUUCCCCAAGGCUGACAAGCCAGGGUUGAUGAGUGCAGAGAGAAAUAGCUUUGGCUGCUCCUCUGGGGGACGACGUGUACCAAGGAAAGGAAGUAGGUGGCCAGGGGAGCUGUGAGUUGGCUUUGCUGAAGCGCCAGUGUGCUGUGGCCUUUUGACUCCCACCCCAUGCCCACGGUUGGCUCCACAGGGGGCUCAGAUGCAAACCCCUGUCACAAGGAAAGUCAGUCAGCGCUACUUGGGAGGGCUAAAGGGAAAUUUGGAAUAAAAAUUCCAAAGUUUGGAACAAAAAAAUUUUCAAGUGUUGAUUCUAUAUUCUUUCCCUUUCUGACACAGCCUAAAGCGUAGGGGGAACAUGUGUUUAUCUGUGGGUGAUAAACAAGAUGGAGUCCCAAAGACUUUAACAAAAUAUUUUUUUAAAAAUCCACUAGAAUAGAAAAUACAUUAUUUAGAUAUACUUUAUGCUGAGAGUGAGUAUAUAUGCUUGUCCUAUUUAAACAUGUGAGAAAAAGUGGUAUCCCUUGAUACAUUUAGAAAUACAGGGGGGCUAUCUUGUUUCAUUGUGGGGGUGGGACAGAAGAAUAAACAUAGGAUAACCCUGUUUAAGGAAUUUCAGCACGGCCAACCGGGGACAUUUCCAGUUGAUUGCCAGGAAAUGCAAGCCUUGGGGUUUCUACUAGUAGGGUUCUCAUGAACUUUAAACUCCAAAGCCUAGGCAGGGAAAGUGUCGGCCCGAUGGAAAAGCGACCUAGCCUUUUCUGCUAUUGCAGGACAUGUCACUAGGAACCAUGCCUUUCAAAGUAAGUAAAUCAAUAAAUGCAAUGAUCGUGUAAAAUGUGAAAAAGUUGAAAGCAUUCCAGCAAAAUAAGGAUUUUUUAUAGAUUCAUUUUUUAAGAUGUAUAUAUAAAACAAAGGGGGGGUCGUAUUAUGGACAGACUUCAUGAAUGGAAAGUUGCUUAGAGUUGUGAGUAGGUUUUUUAAUUAGAGAACUAUGUGAAUGAAAGGCAGCUGUAAAGGUACUGCACCCUAGAGAGUUGUACACAUGUCGAAAUGGAAUCUGGGCUUACCUGAUCCAAUUGGAGUGGAUGUUACUACUGAGUCUGUUCUCACUUGGCACCACGAGCAUGGAGCUGCCAGCCUCCCAAUACAAACAACCCCUUUCCCCUGAUGGCAGGAACUUUUCUGGAGUGGCAAAGCCUUUCACAGAAGGCACCCAGCAAUUCACUGACACAACAGUUCACAGCAUCAGAUUCCUUUUUCCUUUCACUAUUUAUAUGCUCUAUACACCAUAAUGUGCAGAAAUACUCUCAUUUUUAUUACUAGUUGCAGGCUUGUUGGUCCAGUAGGAUUUGAGUAGGGGGGAAAAUACCCUCUAAAAUGGAUCAAUAGUCAGAAACAAAUAAUACUGCAUGUUGUGUAACCAAGGAAAUCAAAUGACCCUGUAAUAAUUCCCGUUAGUCAUAACUACAUUAGCAGUGCUAAUUUCAUUUUAGAAAUGGUGACUUCUGUGGUUUUUCUAGCAUUUGUCUCUAACAAAUGAGACUAUCAUUACUCAUGGCCCUCUUUGCCAUUGUCUUGCAUUUUCCAUGGGGAAAUUAGACCCUUUUACUUUGCCAUUGCACCACCACAAAUGAAGUAAAAACAAACAAACAACAAUAGCAAGACUAUCCACAGCAGUAGGCAGUAUGCUCCUCUACCUAUAAGUGAUGUAACUGUAGUUAAUGCGCUUGCCUUGAUGUUUUCCAGAAGGUGAUUGAUGCCAGACAGUUUUUAUCAUGUCCAAAACAGUGCUGGUGGCCUUUUGUGGCGGUGUUACAAUCCUCUGGGGGCAUAGGAGGAUAUUGAUGCAACUUUGUAGCAGCCUUUAGUGUAGAAAAUAAUUCAAAAGUUUGCAGGGCAGCCCUAGCUGGCCCGCAGCCCCAGUUGGUCAAACCCCAGUGACCUUUGCCCCGGUUGCCACGGGCUUUGCUACAUGAAGCAGGGAAAUAAGGAUCUGUCUGUUUAGUGGAUACCGUGUAUCCUUUAAUAGACCAGAUGAGAGUUCGUGUUAGUUUAGACUAUUGUUUUGUACUGUACUUUCUUGGGUGGCAGAGGAAAAAAAAGUAAACAUUAAAAAAAAAAAAAAAAACCUGCGUUCUUUAAAUUCUGUAUUAUUAGCAACCUCUGUUGUAUAUAGUGUUUGAUAAUAAAAUAUUAAUUUGAUUCUUAUGUCUUUUGUAAGUGAGAACAAUAGACUUUCAGGAUACAAUACAUGCAUUGAGGCUUUGAAACACCCAAUGUGUCCAUGGCUGAGAAAAGUCACAAAUGGCUGAGACACUGCUCCAUACAGGACUCCUGUGGUCAUCGCCCACCCAACCCUAAGACUCCAUCAUCUUGCCACCUGGAACAACGUGACUUUUUUGAUCACUAGUAUGUCCUCAGUGUUCUUGAGGUCUGAUGUUGGAGCCCUGUGAUCCUUCCUUACCUUACGCAUGUGGUUUGAAAAAAAAAAAAAA